This is a messenger RNA of Polychytrium aggregatum, 2462 nucleotides long. RefSeq names its product Sin-like protein conserved region-domain-containing protein. Gene Ontology annotation, biological process: DNA-templated transcription. NCBI's taxonomy places the organism in Eukaryota, Fungi, Chytridiomycota, Chytridiomycetes, Polychytriales. The coding region runs from base 182 to 2233 and encodes 683 amino acids. The transcript is spliced from 13 exons. The record is from RefSeq and is a predicted model, not a curated record. Gene Ontology annotation, cellular component: RNA polymerase III complex; nucleus.
CCGCGGCCUGUGCGAUCGCCUGGAUUCAUCUGCUCGCUCUCUCGCUUGCCCGGCCACAGAUCCGGUCUAUCCGACGCCAUCGUCUGCACGACAGCGGCACUUCCAUAGGCUGUAUCCGUUUCCGAGACCACCGCACACAGUCGCCCCUUCCCUCCCUGAUUCUCGACAACGACUGCACACCAUGGACAGCGGUGCGGAGGACGAAGAGUUCAACGAAGGCUACGAUGAGGGCUACAUGGACCAUUACGAGGAGUAUCCCGAGGACGAAGAAGCCGAUGACUACGGCGAUGCAGACGCAACCGAAGAUGAUCCCAUGAACCAGGACUAUGCGGCCCAUCCCGGCGACGGCGAUCUCGAAAAUGGCGCCGGUGGUGUCGGCGACGACGACGGCCACGAUCACGACCUGGACCACGACCAGGACGAUCCCGUCGUUUUCGAGAUGGACAUUUGCAUCGCCCGCCAUCUGAAAAACGUCCUCCAUGUCCUGCAGUACCCGACCCGCUCGAUGCCCUUUGAUGAGGCGCACCACCCCCAGGUCGGCCGAUUCAAGUCAAAGUCGGGCCAGCUGGAGCUGGACAUUCCGCUGGCCACAAACGACAUUCACUACAACCAUCAGACAGGCAUGAACCUGGCCGAGGGUUUGGACGACAAGCCAUUGCGGACUGCAUAUGAUCGAGAGCUUGGUGUGUCGGCGCGAGACAAGCUGCUUGACUCGAUCACACUUUCGUCUGCGCAAGUCCCACUUUCAUCCUACUACAUGGUUGGCGUCGUCCACGACGGUGAGCUCCAUCUGACCGAAGUUACCUCGUGUCUGCAAAUGCGCCCCAAUCUCAAGUACCUCGACAAAAUCGACGAGAAAAAGAAGCAGUCGCAGAGCCGCAUCGCGGCCGAAGAAGCCAAGGAGGAAGGGCGUGAGCCAGAGGCAAAGAUGAUCCAGCUCCAAGUCCGAUCGGGCGACAAAAAUGCUAUGCAACGAGCCACCGCGCUGCAGAAACAAAAGGAGAUUGAUGACGAGCCUUGGCAAUCGCUCAAGAUCGAGCCUCAGGCGUCCCACAUUGCCAUGAACGCUCGUGACGAGCUACUUGGAGACAGUUCCAUCGAUCUUACGGUGGUCUCGAACAAGCAGGACUACCUUGAUGAAUUCAGGCCCAAGGUUCCGACAGAAGAGAUUAGAGACGAGAGAGGCCAGAUCAAGAUUACCCGUGGCAUGGCUAUGAACGACCUGCAGUCGGCCACCCUGCUGCACAAGAUCAAGGCGGUACUCAUCAAUGCCCAAAUCAUCGACUUUACGCGGCUUUACGAGAUGGUUGGCGCUGGCCACACUGAGGAAGAGGUCAUCGUGGUCCUGGAGCAGGUUGCGCUUCUAGUCCGAGGCACCUGGAUCCUGCGAAGUGAGCUGAUCUACACAGAUCGGCCGCGCGACGCCCGGCGCUAUCUCCUCGGACUUUUCCGCGACCACGAGUUUGUCGAACGCAAGCCCUUUGCCGACCGAGUGCUGCUGCCGCCCAGCAUCGUUGGCAGUUUCCUCCAGGAGAUUGCCAAUUUGCAUCCCCAGGAGCGCAAGUGGGGGCUCAAGGUUGCCCCGGACCGGCCGUUCAUGCAAAGGCACCCUGAACUGGUCAAGCGACACUACCAGCUGAUUUCCGAGGAAAUGGAACAGGCACUUGCGGCCAUGGGCAUUGGCGACAAGCGCGGGACUCAGAAGAGUCGGAGCGCCAGCCACUUUGUCAGCCCAACGACGGGCCGAGUCCCCGCGCCGGCGGCCGCGGCGGAAACCGUGGCUCGCUCCAAGCCCUCUGGAUCGACACCCCGAGCCGACAUCCAGACAUUCCUCGACCAGCUCAUCGACAAGAUCUUUCUGGCCAACGGCGUGUGCUCGCUGGAGUAUGUCCAGCACGAAGUGGCAGCAAAGAAGAGCGAAGCAGGAUCGAUGCUGGAGCAUGUCGAGAACAGCGCCGAGUUGGCAGCACGGGCAGUCGAAGCCCGCUGCACGCGCGUGAGCGGACGCUAUGUCCUGCGGACCCUGAACAACCCCGGCCUGGACCAGGUGAGGGACGUUGUCGUCAAGCUAUUCUCGAGACAGGAGUUGAUCAAGAAGCAGGACGUUGCGCAGGCCUUCAAGAGCCAAUACGGCAGCGACCUGCCCACGGCGCACUACAAUAAGGCAAUGAAGGAGCUGGCCAACUCUGGCGGCGGCGGCUGGACGCUCAAGAUGUCGCCGGCGCAGCCGUGAGCGAUCGACUGCGACCGAUCGGUCCUGGACAACCCCGUUCGACAGACGACGCCGCAUCCCCAGAGCAGCCCCAUCCAGUCUGCUGGGCCAGGCCCGGCCGAGGAACAGAUCCCAAAAGAGGGAAGAGCUGGGGCGAGUGAGUCGGAUGAGUCGCGGUGCGGAGCCGCCCAAUUUCCCGCGCCGUCAAGGACGAUCCCACCCCCACGAAAUACAGCAGCGAUGCGGAGAA